AUGACCAAACUUAUGUCUAAGGACGAGUCGCUUACUCCGAAUGGCCUGUAUGUGGGCGUGGCUACCUUGGCCAGCAUGGUCUUUACUCGCUACCCAGGCGCGUUCCCCGUCCGCUGGUUUGUUCCUCCCGUGGUAUUUGCAGCAUCCAUGAAGUACUUCCUGCCAAAGACUUCUGAUAAUUUGGUCGAGUACUACGAGAAAAAAGAAUAUCAGUAUGCACCCCAGUUGAGUGAGACUCGGCGUAACUACUGGGAAAAGGCUCAGCAGUAUUGGUACACUGGUGUGGAUCACCUCACGAUGACGGGAGACAAACUUCGUUCGUUGUUCUCCACCGGUGUUCAGGACGUGCAAAGGUCAACAGGAUUACAGAUUAGCACUCUGCUUCCGCAAGAGAAUAAGACUGUGCCUGAUAAGGUGGCCACCCCUGAGGUGUCUGGGAAGAAGAUCAUCUAG
Messenger RNA from Malassezia sympodialis ATCC 42132, 453 nucleotides. RefSeq lists its product as uncharacterized. Gene Ontology annotation, cellular component: mitochondrial crista junction; MICOS complex. The record is from RefSeq and is a predicted model, not a curated record. Gene Ontology annotation, biological process: cristae formation. Bases 1 to 453 code for a protein of 150 amino acids. Lineage: Eukaryota; Fungi; Basidiomycota; Malasseziomycetes; Malasseziales; Malasseziaceae. The transcript has 2 exons.